AUGCCAACAGGAAAUCACUGGACAGCAGACCCUUCCAAGAUCAUAACUGGGCUGUUGGAGCAACUUGGAAAAGAAGAAAAAAGAACUGAAACCAUGACAAAAGUAAAUAGAGCUCGGUCUACCUCCCCACCGGAUGGAGGAUGGGGCUGGAUGAUUGUGGCUGGCUGUUUCCUUGUUACCAUCUGCACCCGGGCAGUAACCAGAUGUAUUUCAAUUUUUUUUGUGGACUUCCAGACAAACUUCUCUCAGGAUUAUGCACAGACAGCCUGGAUCCAUUCCAUUGUAGACUGUGUGACCAUGCUCUGUGCUCCACUUGGGAGUGUUGUCAGUAACCAUUUUUCCUGUCAAGUGGGAAUCAUGCUGGGUGGCUUGCUUGCAUCUACUGGUCUCAUCCUGGGCUCAUUUGCCACCAGUCUGAAGCAUCUCUACCUCACUCUGGGAGUUCUUACAGGUCUUGGAUUUGCACUUUGUUACUCUCCAGCUAUUGCCAUGGUUGGAAAGUAUUUCAACAGACGGAAAGCCCUUGCUUAUGGGAUCUCCAUGUCGGGAAGUGGCAUUGGCAUCUUCAUCCUGGCUCCUGUGGUUCAGCUCCUUAUUGAACAAUUUUCCUGGAGGGGAGCAUUACUCAUCCUUGGGGGUUUCGUUUUGAAUCUCUGUGUUUGCGGCGCCUUGAUGCGGCCAAUUACUCUUAAAGACGACCAAACAACUUCAGAGCAGAACCAUGUCUGUAGAACUGAGACACAAGGCUUUCAGCAGGCAUCUCCCUCUUCGAGUUGGACUAAAGAAUGGGUGCAGACCUGCCUCUGUGGCUCUUUGCAGCAGGAAUACAAUUUUUUACUGAUGUCAGACUUUGUUGUACUGGCCAUCUCUGUUCUAUUUAUGGCUUACGGCUGCAGCCCUCUCUUUGUGUACUUGGUGCCUUAUGCUUUGAGUAUUGGAGUGAGUCACCAGCAAGCUGCAUUUCUUAUGUCCAUACUUGGGGUGAUUGACAUUAUUGGCAAUAUCACAUUCGGAUGGCUAACCGACAGAAGGUGUCUGAAGAAUUACCAGUAUAUUUGCUACCUCUUUGCCAUCGGAAUGGAUGGGCUCUGCUACCUCUGCCUCCCAAUGCUUCAAAGUCUCCCCCUGCUCAUGCCUUUCGCUUGUACUUUUGGCUACUUCGAUGGUGCCUAUGUGACUCUGAUCCCAGUAGUGACUGCAGAAAUUGUGGGGACCACCUCUUUGUCAUCAGCGCUUGGCGUGGUGUACUUCCUCCAUGCAGUGCCGUAUUUGGUGAGCCCACCCAUCGCAGGAUGGCUUGUAGACACGACUGGCAGCUACACUGCAGCGUUUCUUCUCUGUGGAUUUUCAAUGAUAUUUAGUUCUGUGUUGCUUGGCUUUGCUAGACUUGUAAAGAAGAUGAGAAAAACCCAGCUGCAGUUCCUUGCCAAAGAAUCAGAUCCCAAGCUGCAGCUAUGGACCAAUGGAUCGGUGGCUUAUUCUGUAGCAAGAGAAUUAGAUCAGAAAGAUGGGGAGUCUGUGGCUAUAGCAAUGCUUGGUUCCAACCCCACAUGAUCAAUGGCCUUGAGCCUGAAUCUUCAGGGCUGAAAGAGGUGGGACCACUGUAUUGUACAUGUUUCUGAAGGAUUUUAUUUUGGCAGAAGUAUUGCCUUCCAAGGAAAUUUAUCGUUUUA
Messenger RNA from Kogia breviceps (pygmy sperm whale), 1673 nucleotides. RefSeq names its product solute carrier family 16 member 12 (gene SLC16A12). NCBI's taxonomy places the organism in Eukaryota, Metazoa, Chordata, Mammalia, Artiodactyla, Physeteridae. Gene Ontology annotation, molecular function: monocarboxylic acid transmembrane transporter activity. The record is from RefSeq and is a predicted model, not a curated record. Gene Ontology annotation, biological process: monocarboxylic acid transport; transmembrane transport. Gene Ontology annotation, cellular component: plasma membrane.